Molecule: messenger RNA, 2577 nt
Organism: Podarcis raffonei (Aeolian wall lizard)
Lineage: Eukaryota; Metazoa; Chordata; Lepidosauria; Squamata; Lacertidae
Gene: CEND1
Product: cell cycle exit and neuronal differentiation 1
Exons: 3
Coding region: 625-1047 (140 amino acids)
Biological process (GO): cerebellar granular layer maturation; radial glia guided migration of cerebellar granule cell; cerebellar Purkinje cell differentiation
Source: RefSeq, a predicted model, not a curated record
AGCUUCAUGCGGGUCUGCAGUGAGGCAUUGUGGGAAACUCCCAGGGUAUUUUCCUCCCCCUCCUUUCCCCCUGCUCUUCAUCCGUUCCUCCUCUCUGCGGAACAGCCAGCUUCCAAGGUGUGACAUCAGCAAACAGAAGCCCUAAGGUGGAAGUAAAGGAAGUGAUCUGAGGCAUCACUCUGUUGAGACCCUGAAGAAGAGCAGCUGCUUAAGAAGGCACAGGUCAGAGAGUUUUGAUGGGAGAAGAAUUAGAAUGGAUGGAGGAAAGGCUCUCUGUUUUCUGGGAGAGAUGCACACAACUUCAGAGGACAACAAUAACAAAAAACAAACAAAACCAGAAGUCAUGAGCAUAGUGGAUUGAAACUUCAGUGCCCAGAGCCCCGCAGGAGGUUCUGUAACAUGAUCCAGCGGCAUAUGGUUUGAGCAGGGCGCCCCCCGGGAACACGGAAUUAUAGCUGCACAGGCCAAGCGGUUUUGAGGCGGAUCCUUUUUUAUUGGGAUUUUGGCUCGAGGGCCAAGUGAAGGGAGCCGGGGUCCGUCCAACCUGUUUUGUGCCUCCCCACCACGCCUUUUGGUUUGGUCUGAGAGCAGGAGUGCGUGGCCUCCACUGUGCAGCUGAGCAAGAUGGAGUCCAAAGGGAGCACCCGAGGUGGAAAUAAGCCCGAUGCCAAGACCGCCAGCUCAGGGAAGCCAGAGAAGCCCAACCCUGGCCCUGCCACAGCUGCCGAUAAGAAAGAAGCCCCUUCAAAGGAGCAGCCAGCUCCUCCUGCCACCACCCCAGCAAAAAAGGCAGCAACGGCGGCAGCCAGUGAGGCAACCAUGCUGAACAACCACGGCAACAUGAAGCCUAGCUCUGCUGGGGGAGCGGCGGAGGGCGCAGAGGCCGCAGGUCAUCCCGCUGACUCUGAGCACAAAGGGAACAAUGCGGAGGAGUCUCCGGGCAGCAGCAUUUUUGAGAACAUGAAGCCUCUGAUCAUCGUCGGAGGGGCGGCGGUGGCUGCUAUUGCUCUGAUUGUGGGAGUGGCUCUCCUUGCCCGGAAAAAAUAAAUUGGCACCCAAGAAGCACAGGGGAGAGGAAUAACCCUGCGCUGAAUGUACAGUUCCUUUUGAAACAAAAUGCAUGUGGUAAACUCUAUACAUACCUAUAAAUAUGCCGUAUAUAUAGAGAAAGAGCUAAGUAGGUACAAACGGCAAUGCUGGCUGCUGCCUUGCUCCCAGCAGAUGCGCCAGCAUUGGCCUAGCGCGGGCACUUGGUGGGCUUCUGCUCUUUUGUGUAAUAUAACUCAGCUAGCAGCAAUGUGUAUAGAUGGCUUUUCUUCUCUGGUCCGUAUGAGCUCUUGCGGUGUUUUCCUUUCCUUCCCCACCUUUUGUCCCGAGGUUGGCUCCAGGGUCACUUAGAGUUCUCAGCUUGGUUACGCUGGAUUGCAGUAGAGCAGGUGGAAAGGGAGAGUUUCCCAUCGGCAAGGUCACCUGUUGCCAUCUCUGUUCCAGCACACACUGUAAAGUGGUAUGAGAAUGCUCACAAGCUAGAGCUUCUUUCCUGAUCCAAGGAAGAUAGGGUGUCCCUAGUACUCGUUUUGUCAUAGCAUUAAUGUGCUCACUCUGUCCCCCCUUACCUAAGUUUCAAAGUAGCAGCUGGAGCACGGGGGGCUUUCAAAGGUCAAGAAGCAAGCAUGGCCUGCUGAGAGCCAUAGGGUAGCCUUGCCAUCCCACCGUGCAAUAUAUGGGCAUGGUGACAUAUAGCAGCCUGGCUGCGGAUUUCAGUGGGCAUUGCAACUUAGUAGAGCAUUUUCUGUUGAACCUGGUCCUGUGCUGGUAAACUUCUUAUGCAGGACUUGAUGUCAUUGAUACUUAAACAACAUGAUUCAAAAUAUGUGGAAGUCAAGGAGGCCUUCUGUGCAUAUGGAUUUGGGAUGAAUGCUAGUGCUUCGCUGUGGAAGGUUGACCUGUCAUUGUAUGCCAUGUAUGAAAGGGGAAAGUAAGGAGCAAUUAUGGGCUGGUUGGUUGGUUUGUUAUUUCUUUUGCUUUCCUCUUUUUUUUAGCUUGUGACCAAUCAACAACUGGAUUAUGGUUUAGGAAGUAUUUAUGUAUGGAGCAUCCUGCCCAGGUGCACAGAUUUGAAAUGGAUGGAUUGUCUUUUGCUGUCUGACACUUUAUAACUCUAAUGCUGGAGGAGCCAGACAAAUGGGCUAAUCCCAUUUAUUUCACUGGACAUUUUAGUGCAGAGAAAAAAUGGCAACCGAUUCAUUGAGGCAACUGCCCCCCCCAAUAAAUUAGAACCAAUGGGCAUUUAAGAGGGGAGGAAAUUCCCUGUGUCCUGAGUUAGCCUUGCUACAUUGGUGGCCUUCCUGAAGAAUUAAAAUCAGACUUUGAGAGGAGAAAGGAUCAGUGGAAUGUAUGUUGAUGCAUCCUUGUUAAUAUAUCUACCAGAGAUAAUCCACUAACCAUAAGAACAUUGGGACAUAAAUUGUAAUGUAGGGAUGACCGUUUGAAACAAGAAGCUUACAUGUAUAUUUUUGCUUAGAUUGAAUCUGAUGCGAAAGUGGUGAUUGACAUCAGAUUAGUGUUGUUGUUUUU